AUGGCGUCUUUCGUCUUGUCAGUGAACGGGGUUUCAUUCACUGAAGCAACGGAGAAACUCGAACCCGAGAACCCAUACCAAGGACCCCUCUCAUACAUUUCGCCAUGGAACUAUACUUUUUUGGCGUGUUUAAUGUUCGUUGUGACCUCGCUGUCUCUCUCUGAGAACUUCACCGUUAUGCUUGUUACUUUUAAAUACAAACAGCUUAGGAAACCCUUAAAUUAUAUCAUCGUAAACUUAUCAGUAGCGGAUUUCUUUGUGUCACUCAUCGGAGGGAGCAUAAGUUUUCUUAACAACGCAUAUGGCUACUUCAUUCUGGGCAACUGGGCUUGUGUCACAGAAGGAUUCGCCGUCACAUACCUGGGCAUAGUGGCUCUGUGGUCUUUGGCCAUCCUGGCCUUUGAGCGCUUUUUUGUCAUCUGCCGACCCCUAAAGAACGUGCGCCUCGGGGUCAAGCACGCCGGUCUGGGUCUCCUCUUCGUCUGGACCUUCUCGUUCAUCUGGACCAUCCCGCCGGUGCUGGGCUGGAACAGCUACACGGUCAGCAAGAUCGGGACCACCUGUGAACCCAACUGGUACUCCACGGACUACACAGACCACACGUACAUCAUCACCUUCUUCACCACCUGCUUCAUCCUGCCCCUGGGAGUAAUCAUCGGCUCUUAUGGCAAACUCAUGCAGAAGCUCCGCAAGGUGUCCAACACCCAUGGGAGGCUGGGCCACGCCAGGAAGCCUGACCGGGAGGUGGCACGCAUGGUCAUCGUCAUGAUCGCGGCGUUCAUGAUCGGCUGGGCACCUUACGCCUGCUUCUCCAUCACGGUCACGGCCUGCCCCACCAUCUACAUCGACCCCAGGCUGGCCGCGGCGCCCGCUUUCUUCGCCAAGACCGCCGCCGUCUACAACCCCAUCAUCUACGUAUUCAUGAACAAGCAGUUUAGGAAGUGCCUCAUUCACAUGUUCAAGGGUGGCACGGCCAGCCUGGACUCCACCCACAUCAACCAGACGUCGGACCGCGGCACCACGGCCGAGAGCCACAUGGGCGAGAUGUCCACCAUCGCCGCCCGCGUCCCGCUCUCGUCCGUCUGCAACAUGGAGCGCACGCAGGAGGAGGACGAGGAGGUCGACGACGACGACGAGGAGGCCGUGGCGUGCCGGGGGGGCGAGGAGGAGAAGCACGGCGAGAACAACGGCGGAACCAACAACACGCUCCCCGUCAGCGUCAACGAGAACAAAGUGUGCCCUCUCUGA
Messenger RNA from Sardina pilchardus (European sardine), 1248 nucleotides. RefSeq names its product vertebrate ancient long opsin b (gene valopb). Bases 1 to 1248 code for a protein of 415 amino acids. The transcript has 5 exons. Lineage: Eukaryota; Metazoa; Chordata; Actinopteri; Clupeiformes; Clupeidae. Gene Ontology annotation, cellular component: photoreceptor outer segment; plasma membrane. Gene Ontology annotation, biological process: visual perception; phototransduction; cellular response to light stimulus. Gene Ontology annotation, molecular function: G protein-coupled photoreceptor activity. The record is from RefSeq and is a predicted model, not a curated record.